Salvia splendens (bonfire salvia) is the source of this 1194-nucleotide messenger RNA. Its product is annotated as peroxidase 72. Gene Ontology annotation, biological process: response to oxidative stress; hydrogen peroxide catabolic process. The transcript is spliced from 4 exons. Lineage: Eukaryota; Viridiplantae; Streptophyta; Magnoliopsida; Lamiales; Lamiaceae. The record is from RefSeq and is a predicted model, not a curated record. Gene Ontology annotation, molecular function: peroxidase activity; heme binding. Bases 25 to 1008 code for a protein of 327 amino acids.
CUUCACAGUAGCAACAAACAAACAAUGGCUUCCAAAUCCAUCAACUUGAUCAUCUCCAUCGUCGUGCUCGCCUUCGCAACUCUUUGCUUCUCCCAGAGUAGCAACGGAGGCUCUCUCUCGCCACAGUUCUACGCCCGGUCAUGCCCACAAGCCCAUAAAAUUGUACACUCCGUUGUCUCCAGAGCCGUUGCACGAGAGCCUCGUAUGGCUGCCUCACUACUCAGGCUUCAUUUCCACGACUGCUUCGUCCAGGGAUGUGAUGCAUCUCUGCUUUUGGACUCUGGCAAUGGCAUAGUCAGUGAAAAGGGCGCUGUCCCGAACAACAACUCUGCUCGGGGGUUUGAUGUCCUCGAUCAGGUCAAGUCGGCCCUCGAGAAAGCUUGCCCUCAGACAGUUUCUUGCGCUGACAUCAUAGCUCUUGCUGCCAGAGAAUCCACUGUUCUUGCUGGUGGGCCUAGCUGGGAUGUUCAGUUGGGGAGAAGGGAUUCAAGAAGUGCAAAUUUCAGCGGCGCCAACAACAACAUUCCUGCUCCGAACAACACAUUCCAGACCAUCCUCUCCACGUAUACACGAGUCGGCCUAGACAUAGUUGAUCUCGUGGCACUGUCCGGUAGCCACACCAUAGGGAACUCGAGGUGCACGAGCUUCAGGCAGAGGCUGUACGGGCAGCCCGAUUUCACCAUGGACCAAAACUACGCAGCCAGGCUACGCACAGGAUGCCCCCGGUCAGGUGGAGAUCAGAAUCUGUUCGUGAUGGACUUCAUCACCCCAGCAAAAUUCGACAACAACUACUUCAAGAACAUACUCAGCUCCGAGGCCAUGUUGAAUUCGGAUGAAGUCCUGGCGACGCGUAAUAAAAUGUCGUUGGGGCUGGUGAGGAAGUUUGCUGCCAGCAACGAGGCUUUCUUUCAGCAGUACGCUAAGUCUAUCGUGAAGAUGGGGAGUAUAUCUCCACUCACAGGCUCGAGGGGGGAGAUUCGGAGGAACUGCAGAGCUGUCAAUACUUAAAAUAUCCGAGUUUGGCUAUCCGGUUAUUAACAAAUAAGAAGAUAUGUUUUUUGUUGUGUUUGAUGUGCUGUUGAGGGAAGCUUGAUUGUUCUGUAUAACAUCUGUGGACCUCUUACUCGAAUAAUAUAUAGACUACUUUCUCUAUGAGAGAAGCAUAGAUGUAUGGUUUUAAUCUUCGUAUUCACU